Penicillium cataractarum is the source of this 2208-nucleotide messenger RNA. Its product is annotated as Zn(II)2Cys6 transcription factor. The record is from RefSeq and is a predicted model, not a curated record. Gene Ontology annotation, cellular component: nucleus. Gene Ontology annotation, molecular function: transcription cis-regulatory region binding; zinc ion binding; DNA-binding transcription factor activity, RNA polymerase II-specific. Bases 1 to 2208 code for a protein of 735 amino acids. The transcript has 3 exons. NCBI's taxonomy places the organism in Eukaryota, Fungi, Ascomycota, Eurotiomycetes, Eurotiales, Aspergillaceae. Gene Ontology annotation, biological process: regulation of DNA-templated transcription.
AUGGAGGCCCGGUCGGCGAGCGACUCGUCUCCUGCCCACCAGCCCAAUGCCAAACAACCCGCAUGUCUAAACUGCCGCCGAAGCAAGAUCCGUUGUAACCGCCCGGCGGGUCACUCGCGAUGCGAGAAGUGCCGACAGAGCAAUGCAGAAUGUAUCGUGCCGAGCCAUCAUCUAGGGCGGCAGAAGGGAGUGAAGAACAAGCGCAAGGGCCUGGAGAAGGCUAUACAUCAGAUUGAGCAGGCUAUCAAGAGGCCCAAAGUGGACUCUUCUAGUCCGGAUGAUGCUCAAAAAGCUAUUUCAGGACUCCAAGAGUUGCUGAGUCGAUUUCAGGGCCAGCUAACGGGGGAUUCGGAUGCCUUUGUCGAUGGCGGUCGUGUGCGCGGUCUGCUGUCUCCUCGUGAGGCGAUGGUAGACGAGAGUCUUACUCUGGAUGAUGCAGAGAAUCCUCUUCAGCUACUGGCCAGGGCUUCAGACCUGCAGCUAUCUCCCACAGGCGUGCGACAUGUUCAAAAGUCGCCGUCGGCCCCGUCCGUCGCUCCCUCGGCAGUGCCGCAGGACAGUAGUGGCUUGGGUGAAGUGAGUGCAAAGUCGUUUUUUGUACCUGCGCAGGCGAAACUGGAUGUUGGGCCGGACUUGGAUCCGGUAGAUCUGGGACUUGUCACCUUUGACGAGGCAGAGUCUUUGUUUUCUUUCUUCUAUCAAAAUCUUGCACAUACGAGAUGGGGACUGGAUCCCCUUAUACAUACGGCAUCCUUUGUGCGCUCACAGUCCGCAUUCUUAUUUACUUCGAUCAUGUCUGGAGCAGCUCUGUUCUUGCCGUCUGCCGCUGCCCUGUCAAAGAGGCUGUCUAGACAUUGCAAAUGGCUUGCUAAGCGGGUCACGACACAUCGCUACCGGUCGGUCGAAAUUGUUCUCGCGUUUAUGGUGAACGUACCGUGGAUGGCGCCUGGAGAACGACUCGGAGACGAUGAUACGUGCUCGUAUAUUGCGAUGGCACUUACAGUGGCCCUAGACCUCUCCUUGAACAAGAUCGUCACGCCAUCGUCGAGCCUCGAAAAAGAUCUGCUCCAUCGAUUAGCUCGGGCUGAUUGCAUAGAUGCUAAGCGAGCACUACAUAUGGAUGGAUUUGACGACGUCGACCCUCACUCUGAAUGGGGCCGUCGAUUACUGCGACGGCGAGAGAGAACCUGGAUUGCGCUAUUCGUGGUCGAAAGAGGAGUCUGUCUCGCCCGGGGAAGAAGCUAUACUGUCCCUCCAACGGCGCUCAUCGAAAACUGCGACUCUUGGCAUCGAUCCGACAUCGCAGAUCGCCGCGACGGGCCUAUGAACUCGAUGGCCGUCUUGCGCCGAGACCUGGACGAGCUAUUCAGAAAGGUCAAAUCAAGUUGUGACAGCUAUCGCAUCGUCGACACGGGAUCAGAAGCUGCACAAGCGAUCAAGACAACCAUCGAGAGUUUCUACGAACGCUGGUUCGCAACAUGGGCACUAGCCAUCAGCGAAGGAGGCCCACGAUCUCUGCCACCAUACGUCGAGAUUCUAGUAACGCACACUCAACUAUCCACGUACGGCGGCGUAAUAAACCACCCCACCGCCCCGGUCGAAGUAAAACGCUUCUUCCGCGCAGCAGGACUAUCCUCAGCACUCAACGUCCUCCGAGCCGCCAUCCAAGGCGAAUCCCGGCUAAAAUCCAUGCCCAACAACACCGUCAUCAUGAUCUCCUUCGCCGCAUGUUCCGCCCUCAGUCUCAGCGUGACACCAGGAGACAGCCGCUCAAGUCUGGCACCCAGCGUCCGAACACUAAUCGAAGAAACAGCCGGCGUCCUCGAAAGAAUCGGCGCAACACCCUCUCACCGCAACGGUGCAUCCGUGUUAUACGGACGAUUCCUACGUGAACUCAUCCGUCGCGGACCAGCCAUGCCUACUUCCCAUCCUCGGACUGAUACCCGGACACUCGAUCUGGCCGAGCCCGUUAUCCCGACGACUUGUCUGAGUGAACAGGGUCCCUCGCUGACGGCGACACAACGCGUUCUCCCACCGGGGGAUCUGUGGACGGAACCGAUGCAGUUCUCGGCCAUGUCGGAUGACCAGAUUAUUGAUGCGGUUAAUCGUGCUGGGAGUGCUUUUGGAGCUUCUAUACCAGAUGUACCCGUGGAUGAUAUGCUUAGUUGGGAUUGGCUUGAUUUUGCGAGCACUGAUUUUAGUUUUUGA